AUGAAUAUUCUUGGUGAUUUGAAUAAUAUCACAGAUCCUUUAGAUUUCAAAGAUACAAAAGUUCCAAAAUUAUUUGAAAUUGAUUCAUUACUAAGAUGUCAUAUAUGUAAAGAAUUUCUAUCAGCUCCAAUGUUAACAAACUGUGGUCAUACAUUCUGUUCAGUCUGUAUAAGGAAAUACCUAAUCCAUACACCAAAAUGUCCAAUAUGUUCUAAAGAACUUAGAGAAUCAAAUUUAUGUCGAAAUGUACUACUUGAACAAACUGUACUAAGUUAUAAGAAUUUACGUCCUGAUCUAUUGGAAAACUUACAAAUACCCAAAGAGAUACCUCAAAUAUCAAACAGUGAAUCUAAAGAACAAGAUGUGGAAGUUAUAGAGAAUAUAGAUGAUGACGAUGAUGUUGUUAUAAUUGAGGAACCUAAAAAGAGAAAAUCGGAGGCAAAUAAUAUUGGUCAAUUAUUCAAAAAACAAAAAGAGAAACAACCAGGAAAAGAUAAAAGUAGAUGUCCAAUAUGUCAAAAAAUAUUUCAUAGGGAUAUUUUAGAACAAACAACCCAUAUAGAUACAUGCUCACCAAAGUCUGAGCAUGAUUCUUCAUCAUUACCGAACUCAUCAUUAUCACCCUCAUCACCGAAAAAGAAACAAGAUUUACAAACUAGAUCUUCAACAUCAAAUCAAAAUUCACCAGCACCAUCAUCAAUAUCAUUCCAUUUCCAACCAAAAGAACCAACGACAGAUCUUAAAAAGUUAACAAAGUUAGAUUUUUCAUCACUUUCAAAUUCAGCUUUGAAGCAAAGAUUAACAAAAUUAGAACUUCCCGUAACUGGGACAAGAAAUCAAAUGGAGGCAAGAUAUAAUGAAUAUUUAAUAUUAUGGAAUGCAAAUUGUGAUUCAAUAAAUCCUAAAAAUCCUAAAAUUUUAAGGAAAUCAUUAUCUCAGUGGGAAAAUUCUUUAAAAUUUAAAAAUAAUAGUGGUGAUGAUAAACAAUUAGACAAAAAUAGUUGGAAUCAAUUAAUUUCACAAGCAAAGAAAUCUGCUUUGAAAGUUAAAAAAGAUAAUAAAGAUGAAGAAGAUGAUGAAAAGAACGACACUAAUGUUGAUUUAAAGGGUAAUGAUGAAGUACAAGAGACCAAUGAUCCAGAUGAAUCAUUCCCAGAAUUAAAAACAAGUUCUCAAGAACAAUUCUUUAACGCUUAG
This is a messenger RNA of Hansenula ciferrii, 1197 nucleotides long. RefSeq names its product E3 ubiquitin-protein ligase RAD18 (gene RAD18). Gene Ontology annotation, cellular component: Rad6-Rad18 complex; nucleus. Bases 1 to 1197 code for a protein of 398 amino acids. NCBI's taxonomy places the organism in Eukaryota, Fungi, Ascomycota, Saccharomycetes, Phaffomycetales, Wickerhamomycetaceae. The transcript has a single exon. Gene Ontology annotation, molecular function: single-stranded DNA binding; ubiquitin protein ligase activity. The record is from RefSeq and is a predicted model, not a curated record. Gene Ontology annotation, biological process: DNA damage tolerance; protein monoubiquitination.